AUGGCUAGGGCAACUCCAGUCCAAACAGCUGUUCCUCAGGCAGGAGUAGUCCGACGGGAAGCCACCACAACGUCGGCGACAAAUGCCGAAGCCACUACGGCGACCACCACAACAGCGACAGAGUUUCAAUUGUCGUUAACUUUGGAUCUGCCUUCCGACACCUGUACGCCAACUAUAGCGCCAGACAAAAACGGCUAUGUACCGCCAUCAGAGUGUGACGCCUUAUACCUCUAUUACCCGUCUUUCAAAGCUGCGAUCGCCGCCACCGUGAUUUUUGGGCUCAUCCUAGUGACACAUUUCGUGCAAGCAACGAUUUACAAAGCUGGCUUUGUCUGGGUUGUACUCAUGGGAACCGCAUGGGAGACUGUGGGCUAUGCAACCCGCGCCUUGAGUACUCGCAAGCAACAAGACAACACAAUCGCGACCGUCACGCAGAUGUUUAUUCUGUUGGCCCCAUUAUGGGUCAACGCCUUUGACUAUAUUGUUUUAUCUCGAAUGAUCAAUUUCUUCGUUCCCGAACGUCGCAUUGGCAUUUUCAAGCCUUCAUUGCUGGCCAAAAUCUUCGUGAUUCUCGACUUUGGCUCCUUCGUGAUCCAAAUGAUUGGAGGAUUCAUGGCAACCGGGACCUCCGAACAGCAAAUGAACGGUAUUCACGUCUACAUGGCUGGGAUUGGCAUUCAACAAUUCUUCAUUGUCUGCUUUUUAGUGCUGGCCUUCCAAUUCCAUCGACUGAUGCUGAAGCUCGAUCGAGCUGGUCGACUAUUCGGCGAUAAGCAGAACUGGAGGAAACUUCUUUACGUUCUGUAUGCCAGUCUGCUUUUCAUUACCGUGCGUAUCUUCUACCGCUUAAUUGAGUUCUCAUCUGGCUACGGGGAGAACAAUCCUAUUCCAUACCACGAAUGGUAUAUGUACGUGUUUGACGGCAUUCCAAUGGCCUUUGCUGUUCUCGUCUGGAACUUUGCCCCCCUGGGGCUGUUCUUCAAGGUCCAGAUGCAAAGAUGCCCUCCAGUGGAAUUGGCAGGUUUCUCUGUUGUAACGGCUGUGGCUGCUGUGGAGGUUGUUGCUGUCGAACUUGUCGGAAGCGCGAGACUACCCGAUAACGACUUCUACGGAGAUGAUGUUCCACUCCACCAACGAGAUGCAUCACCAUAUAGAGACACGGGAUACUCUUCGGGUCGGUGA
Messenger RNA from Penicillium nucicola, 1182 nucleotides. Its product is annotated as RTA1 domain-containing protein. The record is from RefSeq and is a predicted model, not a curated record. The transcript is spliced from 2 exons. NCBI's taxonomy places the organism in Eukaryota, Fungi, Ascomycota, Eurotiomycetes, Eurotiales, Aspergillaceae. Gene Ontology annotation, cellular component: membrane. Bases 1 to 1182 code for a protein of 393 amino acids.